CUCGCCUCUCGGCUCGCCUCUCGACCGCCCCGCUCCGGCGGGCCGGCCACACGAUGGCCGGCGACAAGUACAUGCGGACGCCAGAGUCGUUCCAGGCAGUGCUGGACCGCUUCAAGAAGGACCGCGCCUGCGCUGUGCUUCGGACGCCGACUGCGGAGAAGUGUGCUCCGGCGAUGGACGCCGCGAUCGACGGUGGCUUCCAGAUCGUCGAGUUUACGCUGACCACGCCUGGCUGCCUCGACCGUGUCGCGGAGUACCGCGCAAAGUACGAUGGGCUCAAGACGGGCAACGUGAUGGUCGGCUGCGGCACGAUCAUGGAUAUCGAGGACUGCAAGCUGGCCCUCGACGCCGGCGCCGAGUUCAUCGUCGCGCCCGUGCUCGUCCCCGAGGUCGUGACGUGGUGCCGCACGCACAACGUCGUCAUCAUCCCGGGGACGCAGACGCCGUCCGAGGCGUACGCGGCGUACAAGGCGGGCGCGCCGGUGCAGAAGAUCUUCCCCGGCGUCGCUGGCGGCGCCGCCUGGGUCAAGGCAGUCAAGGGUGCCCUGCCGAUGCUGCAGCUCAACCCGACCUCUGGAGUCGACCUCGACAACGCGGGCGACUUUGUGCAGCUCGGAUGCUCGAUUGGCCUCGUCGCGCCGCUCUUCCCGCCUGACGUCAUCGCCGGCAACAAGUGGGACGUCGUGCACGCCAACGCGACCAAGGUGAUCGGCAACGUCAAGGCGGCGCUGGCGUGAGCUCGAGUCGGACGCAUGGACGUGGGAAGGGUUGACUUUGGGACUCUGUGGUGGGGUAGCUUUAGCGGGCACAUGCUUGGCCGGCUGGGCGGCGAAACGCGUCCAACCUCCCGCACCGCCCACGACGCAUGAUGUAUGUGCAUGGUGUGGUGUGCGUUAAACAUGUUCUUUUCUUUUCCUGCUGUGCCCGUGGUGCGUGGUGCUAGUCCGUGCCCGUCUGCU
Molecule: messenger RNA, 959 nt
Organism: Emiliania huxleyi CCMP1516
Lineage: Eukaryota; Haptophyta; Isochrysidales; Noelaerhabdaceae
Exons: 4
Coding region: 54-737 (227 amino acids)
Molecular function (GO): lyase activity
Source: RefSeq, a predicted model, not a curated record